AUGGACGUCACAGCAACCGCCCGCCCCGCCCAUCACAACCUGACCUGGACAGUCAAGUCAAGCAGCCAGCCUUACUCCACGACCACGAUACGAUACGGCUCGACACGAUACGCGCCCCCGAAGCCGCGGCAGACACUGCUUCUAGUCACCAGCCUCUUCGUCGUCCUCAACGAGAAACGAGAAACGAGAGGGACACCCGGUUGCGAUUCUUCACCAAGGCGUUCCUCGGUCCGUCUGCGUCGUGCCUGGCAACAACAGCCAACCAACCUCCCACCACCUCAGUCGGUCUGUGCCUGCGCCUGUGCCUGUGCCUUGCAUCGCGUCCGUCCUUCGCCGUCUGUCACCGCCGUCUUCGCCCCUGCCGCUGCCGCCAUGUCCAACACCGACUUCCUCGGCCGCGCCAUCGACACGGUGCGCCGCGCCAUCGACGCCGACAAUGGCAACCAGUACGACAAGGCCUACCAGCUCUACUACCAGUCCCUCGAGCUGUUCAUGCUGGCCCUCAAGUGGGAGAAGAACCCAAAGUCCAAGGAGAUGAUCCGCUCCAAGACGGCCGAGUACAUGGACCGUGCCGAGAAGCUCAAGGCCCACCUGUCCGACGCCGAGGCCAAGCGCAAGAAACCCGGCAUGGUGGGUGCUAACGGCUCCAGCACGGGCGGCACUGGCAAGGGCAAGCAGGACGGCGAGGGCGGCGAGGUCGACGAGGACAGCAAGAAGCUGCGCAACGCCCUGUCCGGCGCCAUCCUGCAGGACCGCCCCAACGUCAAGUGGGAGGACGUCGCAGGUCUCGACGGCGCCAAGGAGGCUCUCAAGGAGGCAGUCCUGCUGCCCAUCAAGUUCCCGCAUCUGUUCCAGGGGAAGCGCAAGCCCUGGAAGGGUAUCCUGCUUUACGGGCCCCCCGGUACCGGAAAGAGUUAUCUGGCCAAGGCCGUCGCGACAGAGGCAAACAGUACCUUUUUCAGUGUCUCGAGUUCCGAUCUGGUGAGCAAGUGGAUGGGUGAGAGUGAAAGGCUAGUAAAGCAGCUAUUUGCCAUGGCCCGCGAAAACAAGCCCUCCAUCGUCUUCAUCGACGAAAUCGACGCCCUCUGCGGCCCCCGAGGCGAAGGAGAGUCCGAGGCAUCCCGAAGAAUCAAGACGGAAAUGCUUGUACAGAUGGACGGUGUAGGCAAUGACUCGACUGGUGUGCUGGUGCUCGGUGCGACGAACAUCCCCUGGCAGCUCGAUGCCGCCAUUCGACGACGUUUCCAGAGGCGAGUGCACAUCAGUCUGCCCGAUGUUUCGGCACGGACAACCAUGUUCAAGAUUGCCAUUGGAGAGACGCCCACGACGCUCAAAAAUGAAGACUACAAGGAAUUGGCGAAACUGGCUGAGGGAUACUCGGGCAGUGAUAUCACCAUCGCUGUCCAGGAUGCGCUCAUGCAACCAGUUCGAAAGAUUCAACAAGCUACGCAUUUCAAGGAGGUACAAAAAGAUGGCCAGACCCGCGUAACGCCGUGUUCACCAGGCGACCCGGGGGCUAAGGAGAUGACGUGGGACGAGAUCGAGUCGGAACAACUGCUCGAACCCUUGGUCGACUUCAAGGAUUUCGUCAAAGCCAUCAAGGGCUCGCGGCCAACAGUCUCGGGCGAGGAUCUGACGAGGAAUCAAGACUGGACCAAGGAGUUUGGCAGCGAAGGAAACUAG
This is a messenger RNA of Neoarthrinium moseri, 1683 nucleotides long. RefSeq lists its product as uncharacterized. Gene Ontology annotation, biological process: endosomal transport; vacuole organization. The record is from RefSeq and is a predicted model, not a curated record. The transcript is spliced from 3 exons. NCBI's taxonomy places the organism in Eukaryota, Fungi, Ascomycota, Sordariomycetes, Amphisphaeriales, Apiosporaceae. Gene Ontology annotation, molecular function: ATP hydrolysis activity; ATP binding. The coding region runs from base 1 to 1683 and encodes 560 amino acids.